Messenger RNA from Colletotrichum aenigma, 1380 nucleotides. Its product is annotated as Transcriptional activator protein acu-15. Lineage: Eukaryota; Fungi; Ascomycota; Sordariomycetes; Glomerellales; Glomerellaceae. Gene Ontology annotation, biological process: positive regulation of transcription by RNA polymerase II. The record is from RefSeq and is a predicted model, not a curated record. Gene Ontology annotation, molecular function: zinc ion binding; sequence-specific DNA binding; DNA-binding transcription factor activity, RNA polymerase II-specific. Bases 1 to 1380 code for a protein of 459 amino acids. The transcript is spliced from 5 exons.
AUGAGCCAGACGCUGUACGGUAUCCCGUGGCUACGCGCUCAACGUGAGAUUGCCUGCUGUCGCUGUCGUCGCCGUAAGAAGAAGUGUGAUAAACGCCGCCCGCUGUGCGGCGAAUGUGCCAGGUCCGGUGCAGAAUGUGUGCCACUCGCCCCUAAGAAGUCUGCCAUGACCACACUUCCAGCUGGAUACAUUCAUCUGCUCGAGGAACAUAUAGCGACACUUGAAACUCGCCUCCGACAGUCCAAUCCGUCGAUUGCUGGUGACCAUUUUCUGAGCGACCCCAGAGCAAGACCUGUCAACACCCCAGCCUCGAUGGAUUUGAUAGCAGAUGAUGCUGUGCCUCCAUUGAAUCUGUUGAGCAGACUUUCAGAUGGGUCACUGGAUGUCGCCGGGCCUGCUUCUCCCACUGAUACACCCGGUGCCGGCCCAGUGGCAACUCCGGAUUGGGUGCUCGGGACAUUCGAUGAAGCCAUCGACUUCGAUCUUGCAGCAUUGAGCGGCAGAGAUAUCUCACCGUUAACAAACCCUCCACGAGACCGCAUGACGGAUCAAUCUCAAUUAGAACCCACAACGUUCGAGGCCGAUGACAUCCAAGACACGGAACCCGGCGCACCUUCUCUUCAGCUCGCCAUCCAAGAAGAACGGCUGACCGAGUCAUACUUGCCUCUGUCAGUUGCUGUUCGCUGUGUGAAGGAAUACUUCACAAGUGCUCACCCCAUGUGGCCGUUCUUACAUCGCCAGCAAUGGGAGGACUGGUGGAAGUAUUGGUCUGGCACGGCGAGACAAAUGAACUCACCAGGCUCGCAGACUUUCUUCGUGGACAUGGUGCUUUCUAUUGGCGCUCUGCUGGUUCAUGGAUCGACCCCUCUUCCGAACACCUGGACCUUUCUCGGGCAUCCUUUCAACGAGCCAUGGCGAAGUACAGGUCUUAUGAGAUCCAAGAGUCAUCGCCUAUUUUGCCUUCUUCACCAGUUCCAAGCUGGAGUCGGCGUGGUCUUUUGCCUGUGGGCGACGCCUACACACCAGCAAAUGGCGCUAUACGAUCGCCGCCCGGUCUGCCAAGCGUUGUUUGCCUGUCUUGCGACUUUGAUUGACUUUGCAAGCAAGUGGAGCUCUGCCCAGGUCUUUCGUGACGUUUUUGAGUUGCUGAUGGAGGCUGUGCCUGUCGUGGAGUUCGGCGACCCAUCUCAAUCAUGGUCUAUCACGCCUCCUCAAUCGGCUAACCUACAGCUGUUAGUAACUGAACUGGAGGAUCUGAAGGUGCAGCAGAAAGUAAUCAACAUGCUCAAAACUAUGCGUAAGGGGCGGGUGCCGUUCACGUCGCCAUCAGUGGAGGAGACGCAGUGGAUUCAGUACGAGCAUAACGAACAUAUGUCUUAA